AUGGCUUCGACUUCAGGAGAAGACCCCAAGCCAUCACGCGGUCCCGUGUCCGCGAAACCAUCCGCCGACGACCCAAUCCUCCGUAACGCGCUGCGUUACACAAUAUCCCCCAAAGAAUAUGAGACGCUCCACAAAUUCAUAAUCUCGCGAUCCAAAGUCUUAAAGAAGAAUGCGCCCACCGUCGCAAAGGUCGAGAAGCUCCUUGAGAGACCGGGACGCGAUGAUCAUAAUGCCGCGGCUGUGAGGGCGAGUUUGAGACUGUUUCUUGCUACCGGUGCUGGGUUGAAGGCAUGGGGAGCAAUAAGUGAGCGGUUACUAGGAAGGGAUAAAAUACAUGGGAAGAAAGUUCCCCUCUGGAAAGGACCGAAUUUUCGACUGUCGCUUUCUAUUUCUACCAUCCUCCUCCUCCACCGCAUCCUCUUUCGCUUCUUUACACGCUUGCGAGCCCAUCUCCUGGCACCUGAAGCUCGGCCCUUCCGCCAGAGGAAUAAACGGACUACGCGAACCCUCACAUCAACACUUGCUCCUGCAGUAGGUGCUAGUCUUGCUGGGUUUAUGCUAGCCGUAUAUCCCAGCGACCAGCUUCGGGUUACUAUUUCCAUAUACGCGUUAAGUCGAGCAGCUGAAUUUGCGUAUAACCAUGCAGAGGAUGAGGGCUGGAUUUGGGGCAAAGAAGGCAGUAGGUGGGAGCGGCCUUGGUGGUGGGGUAGUUGGUUACUUUUCCCUCUGACCUGUGGGCAAUUGAUGCAUGCUUUUGUUUUUGAUCGGGAUUGUUUCCCAGAGGCAUAUGGCCGCUUUAUAUCCAAUAACUCUCCGCAGUAUAUUCAUCCCCGUCCGGAGAACUAUCCAACACACCUAUCCUGGCCAAGCCCAUACCAAGUAGUCGAUAACAUUGCCGAAAUGGCUCGCCUCAACUAUCCCCCCUUUAUCUCUCCCAUCCUCUUCCCAGACAGCAAAACUCUCUCCGAGAAACUCACCAGCAUAUCCCCUAUAACCUCUGCUGCCCACCCCCUAAUUACGUCCCUAACAUGUGCGACUCUUCACCCCUCCGACCCGUCCUGCCUUCGCACCUACGUCACAUACUGGAUCCGGGUCUUUCCCAAACUAACCCGCUUCUUCACCGCGUUCUUCGUUGUUCUCUCCCUACCACGCUACAAAUCCUUCUAUCGCGCGCCCAUCACCACUCUUAAUGAACUCGCCUCCCGGAUCCUGCUCUAUUCCUCUUUCGCCGCGGGCUCGAUUGGCACCUCCUGGGGCGCCAUUUGUCUCAUCCAGCAACUCCUUCCCCGCCACCUCCUAGCCACGCAGCGUUUCUUCUUCGGCGGCAUGGUGGGCGGUUUGUGGGGCUUCUUGGUCAGAAAGCAGGCCAGAAAUGAAUUCUUGUAUAGCUUACGGGCGAGUAUUGAUAGUUUGUGGAAAGUAGGAAGGAAGAGGGGAUGGUGGACGGGCAUCAGAGGUGGUGACGUUUGGCUUUUUGUGUGUAGUUUGAUGGUUAUUAAUGUGGUUUAUGAGAGAGAUGCUAGAGCUAUCGGGAGCUCAGUUAUUAGAAAGGGAGUUAGUUCUCUUAGAGGGGAGGGAUUCAAAGAUUGUGUUGCUGAGGAGAAGAAAGCCAAGGAAGAGAAAUGA
Molecule: messenger RNA, 1626 nt
Organism: Venustampulla echinocandica
Lineage: Eukaryota; Fungi; Ascomycota; Leotiomycetes; Helotiales; Pleuroascaceae
Exons: 4
Coding region: 1-1626 (541 amino acids)
Source: RefSeq, a predicted model, not a curated record